Podarcis lilfordi (Lilford's wall lizard) is the source of this 5782-nucleotide messenger RNA. Lineage: Eukaryota; Metazoa; Chordata; Lepidosauria; Squamata; Lacertidae. The record is from the annotation of a GenBank genome assembly.
AUGUGCGGGGGCUGUGUGAAGACCGAGUACCCGUCGCGGGUAAGGGGCGUGCGGAGGCAGGGGCGGGCAGAAGGCGCCCUCUCCUUAAUGACGCCUCUCUCCGCAGGUUCACGAGAAUGACCCGCCCCCAGCUUGCUCCAGAUCAGCUUGGCACCCGCCACUCUAUAGGCUGCCAUGAAGCCAUCGGGUGUUUCUUCCUUUAUUGGCUUAAUCUAAGGCGGGCCUCGCCUCUGGGCCCGUCGGAUGUGCUGCUCCGUUAGAUCUGGGCAGCUACAGUCCGCUCUCGCACACGGGGGUUUAGCGGGGUCUUCCAGGUCAAAAGGUGUGACUUGCAACCUCUACCCACUUCUUACAAAGUCAGGCCUGUUCCGCGCCCCCCUCCUCGGUGCUGCGCUGUUCCCACCCAGUGUCUUCACCUUGGUAAUGAUUUGUUCGCUUUUAAUUGGGACAUCCGAUGCCCCAGGCAGCUGCAGGAAGUCAGAUUCAGAGUAGGUGGGUGGAUUUGCGUUGAGAACGACUAAUCAUAUUUGUGCAGAAUACUGAAUGACGGUAUUUUGGGUGGUGGCUGCACCCCAGUUUCCUGCAGGAAGGGUACAACCCUAGGUUAGCCUAUCCAGCCGUGUGCCAUCACCCCAGCCACAGGGCCAGUGGUCAUGGAUGAUGGAAAUUGUAGUCCAAAAUGUCUGGAGAGUGCCAGUUUGAGAGAGCCUGGUUUAGAACUUUUGAAAUUCCAGAAAAGUCUCGCCGCUGAACUCAGUAAGUGUCUAGAGUUGCGGUUUACAGGUGACACAGUGGUUUUAGGUUAAGGUUACCAGAUUUUUUUCAAUGAAUCCGGGGACACUUUUCAACUUCCUACUAAAUAGAUCGAUUUUGUCAGGGGAGUGAUUUGUAAAUCCGGGGACUGUCCCUGGGAAACGGGGACAUCUGGUAACCUUAUAUUAGGUUAUAGUCUAUGAAUAUAUUUACAUAUAUUAUGUUAGGAUAAUUGAGAAUAUGUUUGUAAAGUAAUUCAGUAUUACUAGCCCCAUAUGGUCUAUGUGGAUGGCUGGAGGGAAACAGACAGGCAUUGGCACUGAAAGACAGUGGCUUGCCUGAGACCACUAAAUGUUUGUGGUUAGCCUAAAACUAGAACUGGAGAGGCCCAGUCAUGCUAUUAACAACUUUUACAUCCUCUGUUAGAGCAAAACUAGAUUUUACACCUAGUAUAUAAAUUGUGUCUGUUAAGUUUCCACCUUCAUUGCUAAUAGCAAUGAUGGGAUUUAUGUAUGGAAAUCUGUGUAGCCCUGAAUCAAAUCAUCCCAUUGCUGAAUUUUUAAAAAGAAAAAAGCAUUUUGUUCUAGUUGCAGAACUCCCAUGUAUUGCAUAAUUUGAAAAUUAAAUGAAGCGUUUAUAAGAAGAGAGCAUUGGUUUCAAAAUAAUAAUUUUGUUCUUCUGAAUGCCUUAGGGUAACACCUGCUUGGAGAACGGGUCCUAUUUGAUGAACUACGUGGGUUGCAUUGAAUGUAAAAAAAAGGAUUUCGUGUUGAUAACAAACAAAGUAGCAGAAGAUGAUGAUGGAGAGGAAAUUAUCACUUAUGAUCGUAAGGAGGCUGAACUUUUACCAACUGUACAGACGUGCUCAGAGCUUAAGAGGCUCAUUCCCAGAAGCCUGUGUGUUGAAAGCUGAAUAUGUUCAGAAGAAGCACUUUUUAUGAUGGUUACAUUUUCAAAUAGGUGGUAGUGAUCCACUGUGACAUGGUGCUCUCCAGGAUACUUUUUGCAGCUGAUGGAGGUAGUCAUUUUCAGUUGUAAGCCUAAGUACGUGACCAGAUUCUCUCGGAAUUGUGGCUGCUACUGAAAGAAAACCUAUAUUCCCAUUUCUUUUCAUCUGGCUCUUGGGGAAAUCUGUCUCUUGCAGUGCCAUUCUGGCUACCAGCCCUCCUCUUAUUUAUUUCCUAUAGCUUCCAAGAAUGGUUUCUAUCCCCAUCUCUUUCACUAUGCUUGAAAGCUGCUUAUUUAUUUUAUUUCUUUAUUGAAUUUAUAUACUGCCCUAUUCUCACUUGUCUUAGGACGAUUCACAGAAUAAAAAUCAAAAUAUAAAACCACAAAAUACAUAAUCAAAAUAAAAACAACAACAACAACCCAAUAACCCCCCCUUCAGUGAAAUUGCUUGGAAAUGUAAUGCAUGCAACUUUGGGUGAUGAUUGAAUGAAUGAACCAGUAUUUCUCUUGUGUUACCUGGCUAGUGCCACUCUUUAGAAACCAAAUCAGCCAUCUUCAAGUCAUGUAGAGAUGUAAAAUUUUCUAAAUAAAUUUGUCAUAAAAUUGUGAUGGCAGUGAAAGAUUUAAGUUGCGAUUAGAUUAAUUACCUAAAUGCAGAGGCUGUAAAAAGCAGCCGUGUUCAGCAGCUGUGGCAGUGAAAAGAAACGUGUUCUUUUGGAACAUCAUUCUAAGAUUGGAUUUAUCUUCCUGGAUUUUGCUACUUGACUAUUCAAACAAUUUUAAAUGAGCAACCAAGUGUCAAACUGCGCUGCUUUCCCCUCCAACUUCUCGGUACACCUCUGUUGUUCCUACUCCCCUUUUUCGUAGCUUCUGCUGCUACAAUGGCUGCUUCUAGCUGGAUGGGCGUUGUUAUAGUAGCUACAUAUGUGCAGCUUCUCUCCUGUCAGUUUGGACAGUGGUAGUGAUAGAAAAAGCAAAGUGAACAUAGUAUGAGAAAGCAUAAAUAAUGGAUGUGCACCCCCACAUGCUUAUGUGUGUGGCAGGCCUAACAAAUGUCUUCCUUUGGAUUCCUGUCUAACUGGGUGAAUAUCUUUUUGAAACAAGGGGUUGAUUCAGAGCAUGAGCAUAAUUGGGGCCUAAGUGGUCCUGCUAUCCAGGCUAAUGAUCUUUUCUAAAUCUAUUGGUUUUCCUUUCAGAUGUAUGUAAGAACUGUCACCAUGUGAUAGCCAGGCACGAAUAUACUUUCAGUGUAGUGGACGAUUACCAGGUAAAACGCUUGCGACAUUCAUUAGUCUCCUGAAACUUGUUUGCUUGUUUUUGUGUUAAGCUUCUAUGUCACUAAGAUGCAAGAAGUAUUGGGAUCCAAGGUUGCAGUCCUGUGCAUACAUAUCUGGGAGUAUGCCUCAUUGAACAUACCAGGAUGUAUUUUGAAUACAUAAGCACAGAAUUGUGUUGUGUAUAGUUGUAAUAUAAAAUUUCCAACUCUUUGGGUGGGGGGAAAUCUAAAGACCAUGUGUGAUUUGCCUGAUAUGCUUCUGGGUUGUACUAGCUGCAGAAUAUGUUGCAGCUGUUACACUGCUUACAGGUAUUCAUUCUCUCUGUGUGGGUUUUAACAGUCUUUCAUUUGAGAAAUAUGUCAAGGCACUAUGAGGUUCAUAUUAAAUGACAGACUAUCCAAUAGAUACUACCAAACUUCUUUGUCAGUUAUGUUUUGCAUAGGGGGGGGUGUUGCUUUGCUGAUAGCCUCUAAUAUAAAGAUAACUCUUAAUGUUUUACUCAGUGAUGAUAAGUGCUAUUGCUGUCGCUGUCAACUGUAUUUUUUCCUUUUUUUCUUUUGUUUGCUUAUGUAAACAGUGUGUUUUCAAAAUGUGUGCCGAUGGCAGAUGGCAUAAUUGCUUACAUUCUGCAUGAUGUGCAUAGCAGUAUUUAGCAUCUAAUACAGACUUGCUUUUUAGAAUCUCUGCUUUCAUUAUAUAUGCAGACAUGCAAGUUUCUAGCCCUCAACCAGUUGAAAGAAAAGCAAGGGGGUAAAGUAGAAGGUUUUUUUCCUGUGCUGGCCCAGGCCCACUCUGCACUCACUCACCCACACUGAAAGCCAGGCUUUAGAAGAGUUGGUCAGCUUCUGAGCUGUAUGUUCCUGCGUGUAACUUCCCAGACCGAACACAAUGUUGUAUCUCUGUCUCCCUCUGCUGGGCGGAUAUUGGAUCUUUGUUAACAUUCUCUCAGAUAAUUCAUUAGUCCUUAUGACUCAUGCACUUGGUAGUUCUUAUUAAAUUUUCAACUAGAUGGUUACACAACCCAGUACUACCUCCUGGGUCGCCACCCGUCCUGCUCCCAGUGACAGCCACCACAGUUUCCAUUAUAAUAAAAUCCUCUCACAUAGGCAUAUUUCUCUCUUUUUCUUACAUGAAUUCACCAAAAGUAGAUGAUAAAAAGAUAUGAUCAGAAGUGGUAAAGGUGGGCAUAGUGGGAAGGAUGCAGAUUAAAGAGCACUGAUUGUAAAGAGUCUUGGAAGAUCUGGUGGGACCCAUAAGGAGCUUCCAUUGUGGCUCCUUGCUUUAAGUAAAAAGUCUUGUGUUCAGUUUCUGCAGUUAUUCUGCAUUGCCAUGUCUAUGUGCUGUCCAUGGUUAAAAAACAAAUUAUAGAACUUUGGGUCAAGAACUGUUGAAUUCUGCACUCUAGCUCUUGCAACAGUUAAGCAAAUAUGCAUAUACCGUAUUUUUCACUCUAUAAGACGCUCCAGACCAUAAAGUGCACCUAGAUUUUGGAGGAGGAAAACAAGAAAAAAAAAUAUUCUGAAUCCCAGAAGCCAGAACAGCAAGAGGGAUCUGGCUUCUGGGAUAGCCUCUGGCUGUUCUGGCUUCUGGGAUAGUUGCGCCAAGCCUCUUCAGGGCAGCGGGAUGAAGGCUCCCCCUGCCCGAAGAGGCUGCGCGUGGCUAAGGCAGAAGCCAGGACAGCAAGCGGGAUUGCCGCACAGCGAUCCCAGUUGCUGCCCUGGCUUAUGGAAUAGCCGUGCGCAGCCUCUUCUGGGCAGCAGGAUGAAGGCUCCCCCUGCCCGGAAGAGGCUGCACACGGCUAAGGCAGAAGCCAGGAGAGGCGCUUCGCUGAAGGGGCGCCGCGUAGCUCUCCCUCUCUGCGUAGCGCCCCUUAAGUGAAGCGGGAGGAGGAACAGAAGGAGCCCCUUCUGUUUCUCCUCCGGUUUCGCAGGACAGGUGCGUCACUGAAGAGCGCUGCACAGUUCUCCCUCUCUGCGCAGCGCCCCUUCAGUGAAGCAGGAGGAGGAACAGAAGGAGCCCCUUCUGUUCCUCCUCCCGCUUUGCAGGACAGGCUCGUCGCUGAAAGGACGCUUCGCAGUUCUCCCUCUCUGCACAGCGCCCUUCGCUCCAUAAGACGCACUCACAUUUCCCCUUACUUUUUAGGAGGAAAAAAGUGCGUCUUAUGGAGCAAAAAAUACGAUACUUGCUUUUUUGUAUACUUGGGUCUCUGGUAUAAUUCUGAGAAGGGACAGGGAAAUAUAGAAGCCUGCUUUUUUGUCUACUCUCCCCCUAUUCUGGCAUUGCCUGCAAAUUUUAGAGAUUGUAUUUGUGACCAUAAGGAGAAGAAACUCAACAGGUUUUAAAAAAAUGAGAUCUGAGGUUUUUUGGAUGCUAAAGACUACACCCAGUACUUCAUUUCAUUUUCAUAGUGUCGCGCUGGUUCUGAGCAGCUGCAAUUGUACAGGCAUGUCUUCACAAUAAAAAAAGAAGAAGUAUUGGCUCAUGUAGAAGCAAGUUCUAACAAACAUGGCUUCAAUAUGAUGUGACAUGGGCAAACUGCACAUUAAAGGUCUUGGUUUGUAAAACAGCAGCAUUCUUUGAUGACCUGGAGACUUUCUAUUGUAGUUUUCAACUAGGUAGAUGCUAGAUUAGCCUGAUGGGGCCUGGCCCGUGUUAUGGGCAGCAAGUGUUUUCUCUCACUCUCCCAAUGUAUGUUUUGUCUCUUGUUCUAGGAAUACACCAUGCUGUGCAUGCUCUGUGGCAGGGCAGAAGAUUCUAUCAGUGUCUUGCCAGACGAUCCUCAUCUGAUGACUCCAUUGUUCUGA